CAGCCCCUGCCCGGGACUCGGGAGGGUCCAGGGAGCCCCGCGCCUAUGGACAGCGGCAGCGUGGGAUUCUCUGAGUGAUCAGCAUGAACCGCAAGAAGCUGCAGAAAUUGACAGACACCUUGACCAAAAACAGCAAGCACUUGUUUCGAGCUUUUGAUAAAGACAAUGAUGGCUCUGUAAGUGUAUCAGAGUGGAUUUAUGGAUUAUCAGUGUUUCUUCGGGGAAAUUUGGAAGAAAAAAUGAAAUAUUGCUUUGAAAUAUUUGAUUUGAAUGGUGAUGGAUUUAUUUCCAAGGAGGAAAUGUUCCACAUGUUGAAAAACAGCCUUCUCAAACAGCCUUCUGAAGAAGAUCCUGAUGAAGGAAUUAAAGAUUUGGUUGAAAUAACACUUAAAAAAAUGGACUAUGACCAUGAUGGGAAGUUGUCUUUCGCUGACUAUGAAGUAGCUGUAAGAGAAGAGACUCUUCUACUGGAAGCUUUUGGACCAUGUCUACCAGAUCCAAAGAGUCAGAUGGAAUUUGAAGCUCAGGUAUUCAAAGAUCCAAAUGAAUUCAAUGACAUGUAAUUACCUAAUGUUUGUGUUGUCUCAAGUAAGUAUAAAAGGAGGUACAUGCAUACUUAUUAUAAUUAAGCUCAGAGAGAUGAGUUUGCAUUUGGGAGGAAAUGAGAUGGCAUUCACUUCCAUGUGUCUUUUACAACACUUUAGGACUGAAAU
This is a messenger RNA of Suncus etruscus (white-toothed pygmy shrew), 713 nucleotides long. RefSeq names its product calaxin (gene CLXN). Gene Ontology annotation, molecular function: calcium ion binding. The record is from RefSeq and is a predicted model, not a curated record. The transcript has 5 exons. Bases 84 to 563 code for a protein of 159 amino acids. NCBI's taxonomy places the organism in Eukaryota, Metazoa, Chordata, Mammalia, Eulipotyphla, Soricidae.